Molecule: messenger RNA, 968 nt
Organism: Cryphonectria parasitica EP155
Lineage: Eukaryota; Fungi; Ascomycota; Sordariomycetes; Diaporthales; Cryphonectriaceae
Exons: 3
Coding region: 95-796 (233 amino acids)
Biological process (GO): superoxide metabolic process
Cellular component (GO): mitochondrion
Molecular function (GO): metal ion binding; superoxide dismutase activity
Source: RefSeq, a predicted model, not a curated record
CUCCAAGUUCAUAUCCUCAAGCCCCCUCGAGUUUACCUCAAACUCUAUCAAUUGACCUGAGUUAUAAUCUUCCCAAAGAAUAAAGCUCGUCAGGAUGUCGUCUACUCUACUGCGAUCUGCUCCAGCCCUGCGCGGAGCUCUCCGCGCGGGAGCUUCGAGGCCUACCGUGGGCUUGGCCAUGGCCAGCACUCAGUUCGUCCGUGGCAAGGCUACUCUACCAGACCUCUCCUAUGACUACGGCGCCCUCGAACCUCACAUCUCGGGCCAGAUCAUGGAGCUCCACCAUUCCAAGCAUCAUCAAACCUACGUGAACGGCCUCAACAGCGCAAUCGAGACCAUCGGCGACGCAGAGGCCAAGGGCGACUUCACCAAGGCCGCCGCCGUUGCCCCCCUCCUCAAUUUCCAUGGCGGUGGCCACCUGAACCACAGCCUGUUCUGGGAGAACCUGGCACCUGCGAACAAGGAUGGCGGCGGCGAGCCCGAGGGAGAGCUGAAGAAAGCUAUCGACCGUGACUUCGGCUCCUUCUCCACAUUCCAGAAGCAGACAAACGCCGCGCUUGCCGGCAUCCAGGGCAGCGGAUGGGCAUGGCUGGCGAAGGACAAGGAAAGCGGCACUCUGUCCCUGGUCACCCGUGCCAACCAAGACCCUGUAUCCGGCAGCCUGAUUCCCCUGAUGGGUAUCGACGCCUGGGAGCACGCAUACUACCUGCAGUACCAGAACCGAAAGGCCGAGUACUUUAGCGCUAUCUGGAACGUCAUCAACUGGAAGAAUGUUGCCAAGCGGUUCCAAGCAUAAGAGGGAGAGUUGAUGGAGUCGGGUCGAAUCGUCCAAGCAGGGGACUCCUUCUAGGCCUGAUCGAUGGCUUGUACUCUUAAGGGUCAGGUAAUGUUAAUUAGCGAGCAGAUCUACAGACGUGGUCCUGUACACCAAUCAGAAUGCCAUGCCAAAAAGAAACACCGGUCGUUCG